Orycteropus afer afer is the source of this 2139-nucleotide messenger RNA. It is a transcript of the gene PPIL4, whose product is annotated as peptidylprolyl isomerase like 4. Gene Ontology annotation, molecular function: RNA binding; peptidyl-prolyl cis-trans isomerase activity. Gene Ontology annotation, cellular component: nucleus. NCBI's taxonomy places the organism in Eukaryota, Metazoa, Chordata, Mammalia, Tubulidentata, Orycteropodidae. Gene Ontology annotation, biological process: protein peptidyl-prolyl isomerization. The record is from RefSeq and is a predicted model, not a curated record.
CCGAGGGUGACGUACAGCGUAAACGUCGACGGCUGCGGCUGUCACUCCCAGGGGCUUGUUGCAGAGGAGGAGCUGGCGCCAUGGCGGUUCUGUUAGAGACCACUUUGGGCGACGUCGUCAUCGACUUGUACACCGAGGAGCGGCCGCGCGCCUGCUUGAAUUUCCUGAAGUUGUGCAAAAUAAAAUAUUACAAUUAUUGCCUUAUUCACAAUGUACAGAGGGAUUUUAUUAUACAAACUGGUGAUCCUACGGGGACUGGCCGUGGAGGAGAGUCUGUUUUUGGUCAACUGUAUGGUGAUCAAGCAAGCUUUUUUGAGGCAGAGAAAGUACCAAGAAUUAAACACAAGAAGAAAGGCACCGUGUCCAUGGUGAACAAUGGCAGUGAUCAGCACGGAUCUCAGUUUCUUAUUACUACAGGAGAGAAUCUAGAUUACCUUGAUGGUGUUCAUACAGUGUUUGGUGAGGUAACAGAAGGCAUGGACAUAAUUAAGAAAAUUAAUGAGACCUUUGUUGAUAAGGACUUUGUACCUUACCAAGAUAUCAGGAUAAAUCAUACCGUGAUUUUAGAUGAUCCAUUUGAUGAUCCUCCUGAUUUAUUAAUUCCUGAUCGAUCACCCGAACCCACAAGGGAACAACUAGAUAGUGGUCGAAUAGGAGCAGAUGAAGAAAUUGAUGAUUUCAAAGGAAGGUCAGUUGAAGAAGUAGAAGAAAUAAAAGCAGAAAAAGAGGCCAAAACUCAAGCUAUUUUAUUAGAAAUGGUGGGAGAUCUACCGGAUGCAGACAUUAAACCUCCAGAAAACGUGUUGUUUGUGUGUAAAUUGAAUCCAGUGACCACAGAUGAAGAUCUGGAGAUAAUAUUUUCAAGAUUUGGGCCAAUCAGAAGUUGUGAAGUUAUCCGGGAUUGGAAGACAGGAGAAUCUCUGUGCUAUGCUUUUAUUGAAUUUGAAAAGGAAGAAGAUUGUGAGAAAGCCUUUUUCAAAAUGGACAACGUACUUAUAGACGACAGAAGAAUACAUGUGGAUUUUAGCCAGUCUGUUGCAAAGGUGAAAUGGAAAGGAAAAGGUGGGAAAUACACCAAGAAUGAUUUCAAGGAGUAUGAAAAGGAACAGAAUAAGCCAUCUAAUUUGGUUCUGAAAGAUAAAGUAAAGCCCAAACAGGAUGCAAAAUACGAUCUCGUGUUAGAUGAGGAGGCAGAAGACUCACGAUCAAGUCACUCACACACAAGUAAAAAACACAAGAAGAAAACCCAUCACUGCUCUGAAGAAAAGGAAGAUGAAGACUAUAUGCCAAUCAAAAAUCCUAAUCAGGAUAUUUACAGAGAAAUGGGAUUUGGUCACUAUGAAGAAGAAGAAAGCUGUUGGGAGAAACAAAGGAGUGAAAAGAGAGAUCGACCUCAAAACCGAAGUCGUAGCCGAUCUCGAGAGAGGGAUGGCCAUUAUAGUAAUAGUCACAAAUCCAAAUACCAAACAGAUCCCUAUGAAAGAGAAAGGAGCAAGAAGAGAGAUCGAAGCAGGAGUCCAAAGAAAUCCAAAGAUAAAGAAAAAUCUAAGUACAGAUGAAAAAGAUGAAUCGGAAAUGAAUGGCUGACACAUUUACUCUUGUCCACAGGUUUCUGACUUACAGCACCAAGAAAGCAAGUGUUCAGAAUUUGUGUCAAAACAUUUAAAGACUCUGCUUGUUAUUUUUAUUUUAUUUUAUUUCCAUAUUAGGAAUGUGGCCCUUUUACAUUAAUAUUGAUUGUAUAGGACGAUGAAAAACAAUAAAGAAUUUAACAUUUUCUUUGUUUUUUACACUACUUUUACUGUACAUAAAUGGUAGUCUUCAUUUUUAAAGUCACAUUUUCCAUUCAUCUUUGUUUUUGAAUGAAGUAUUUCACAUGUAUAAGAAAUACAUAAACAUGUAUAAAUUAUGAGAUGUAAAAUACAAUAAAUACCAGUGUACCCAUCAGCCAGUUUACAAAAUAGAGUAUCACCUGCGUUUUCGAAGUCUCCCUGUGUGCCUGCUCCCUCUCAAGUAAUCUGAGUUUUGUAUUUUUCAUUUAACUUGAUUAUUUUUAUAGUUUUAUAACAUAUGUAUGUAUACAUAAUGAAACAUUGUUAAGUUUUGUAUGUUUUUGAAUUGUAUAUAAAUGGAAUAAUG